Molecule: messenger RNA, 972 nt
Organism: Cryptomeria japonica (Japanese cedar)
Lineage: Eukaryota; Viridiplantae; Streptophyta; Pinopsida; Cupressales; Cupressaceae
Product: coniferyl alcohol acyltransferase-like
Exons: 2
Coding region: 1-972 (323 amino acids)
Molecular function (GO): acyltransferase activity, transferring groups other than amino-acyl groups
Source: RefSeq, a predicted model, not a curated record
AUGGCAGUUUUUAGAAAUUACGACGUAGAGGUAGUAGAGGGAGAAAUUGUAUUGCCCGCUCUACCAAUCCAACAUAGAUCUUCCUUUCAGGAGCAUGUUCUUCCUUUCAGCAACAUAGAUCUAACAAUCCCUGCUUUUGGCGUACAUGUUUUAUUCUAUUAUGAAAAACCCUCUGAGAUUUCUAUUACGUCUGUUGUGUCUAAUCUCAAGAUUUCUCUCUCAAAGGCUUUCGUGUCUUUUGAUGCUUUUGCUGGAAGAUUGGUCAGUAAUGGUGUUGGGGAUACAGAGCUGGUUUGCAAUAACAAGGGUGUUGAUGCUUUUGCUGGAAGAUUGGUCACUUCUCUUGCUCAAGUGGAGUUCUACAACCGCAUUGUUGCUGUGGCCGACACGCUUGUAACAGAGUUUAGCUGUGUUGGGAUAGUUGUGGGUUGUACAUUCGAUCACAGGGUUACAGAUGCAUUCUCUGCCAAAAUGUUUUUCAGAAACGAAACAAUCAAGUCCAUAACAAGCUUUACGCGCUACAUUCUAGUCCCUAGAGAUCCUCCAAAUUGUUAUUCAGAAAUUGACAAAAUGUAUAUAAAACUGCAGUCUUUACAACAACCCAUCAAACAGAUCCCUGAGCCUCGCAAAGCCAGUAGAAUCUAUUAUCUUGGUGCCAAAGAUAUAGAAAAGCUCCAACACCGUGCAAAAAAACAUGGCAACAAUUAUAUUAGCAAAUUAGAAUUUUUUUCUGCUUAUUUUUGGAAAUUGUUAAUACAAUGCCAAGAGAUAAAGGACACAAUAAAUUGUAAUAUACGCAUUGCUAUAGAUGGUCGCUCUCAUCUAAAGAAGAUGGGAAUGCCCGCUAACUACUUUGGAAAUGUUCUAUCGACAACUUUUGCUACAGCUAAUGCAGGUACCAUCAAGGAGGAACCACAUAGUUGGGUUGCAAAGCUAAUUCAUGAUGCAAUAAAUAGGGCAGUAAAUGAAUAG